AUGCAGUGGGGCGGUCCUGAAGAGCAGGCAGUGGAGUGUGCUGUGGGGAAUCUGAAUGCUGUUGAUUGGUACAAUGAGGCCCUGAAAGUAGUUGAGUCGACUAUGACAGAAUAUGCGAAGCAUGGACCCAAGGCACUUGCCCAUACCAUCAUCACAGCAGCCAAGUCCAACUCCCACAUUAUCGAAUCUGAGUUUGAUCGUCACCAUCGUACACUGGUGGAACAGGCGUCCUGUGAUCAUCAUGCAGACUGGCAUGCUGAGCUUCGCCGUUAUCUCAGUGAUGUUCCAGAUGAUGUGUCGAAAGACACUGAUGUUGUU
Suillus paluster is the source of this 318-nucleotide messenger RNA. RefSeq lists its product as uncharacterized. NCBI's taxonomy places the organism in Eukaryota, Fungi, Basidiomycota, Agaricomycetes, Boletales, Suillaceae. The annotation marks the transcript as partial. The record is from RefSeq and is a predicted model, not a curated record. The transcript has a single exon.